Cannabis sativa is the source of this 1211-nucleotide messenger RNA. Its product is annotated as annexin D3. The transcript is spliced from 6 exons. Gene Ontology annotation, molecular function: calcium ion binding; calcium-dependent phospholipid binding. The coding region runs from base 127 to 1086 and encodes 319 amino acids. Gene Ontology annotation, cellular component: cytoplasm. Lineage: Eukaryota; Viridiplantae; Streptophyta; Magnoliopsida; Rosales; Cannabaceae. The record is from RefSeq and is a predicted model, not a curated record.
CGGAAGUCAUACAUUGAAACUGUCUAAAACAAAAGGAAUAAACAAAUAAUAAUCUGUUUAUGUUUUUGCUUUAGCUUUAGAGAGAGAGAGAAAGAGAGAGAGAGAGAGAGAGAGAGAGAGAGUGGAAUGGGGAGCCUGACCGUACCUCAUAUUGUUCCAACUCCAGCUGAAGAUGCCAACGCCCUCAAGAAAGCUUUCCAUGGAUGGGGAACUGAUGAGAAGACACUGAUAAGGAUAUUAGGACACAGAAAUGCAAACCAGAGAAGAAAUAUUAGACACACUUAUUUCCAGCUUUAUAAUGAAUCCCUCAUUGACCGUCUCUCUUCUGAACUCUCUGGAGAUUUUGGAAAAGCGAUUAUUUUGUGGGCGUAUGAUCCUUGCGAAAGGGACGCGAAAUUAGCCCGGGAAGCCUUGGAAAACAGUAAGAAAAGUGUUGAGCAUCUCAAAAUCAUAGUUGAGAUGUCAUGUGCUUCAUCUCCUGACCAUUUGGUGGGAGUGAGGCAAGCUUACACUUGUCUUUUUCAUUGUUCUUUGGAAGAAGAUAUUGCAUCAAAUGUGUCUCCUUCUUCACUAGCAAAGCUUCUAGUGGCUGUAGUGAGCUCAUAUAGGUAUGACAGAGAUGAGGUGGAUUCUGGUAUUGCUAAUUUAGAGGCAUCUAAAUUACAUGAGGCUAUUAAAACAAAGCAAUUAGACGAUGAUCAUGUUAAUUGGAUACUCAGCACUAGGAAUUUCUAUCAACUAAGAGAAACUUUUGCAUGUUACAAAACUACUUAUGGAAAUCUUAUUGCUCAGGACAUUUUGAGUUGUGGGAAUGGCAAGUUCGAGUCUGUCUUAAAAGUGAUUAUUUGUUGCUUAGACUCACCUGAGAAACAUUUUGCUGAGGUCAUUAGGGACUCCAUUGUUGGGUUUGGAACAGAUGAGGACUCCCUAAGUAGGGCUAUUGUGAGCCGAGCCGAAAUCGAUCUUAUGAAAGUGAGGGAAGAGUAUCAAAAUCUGUACAAAACCAGUCUUGAUGAUGCAGUUGUUGGUGAUACAUCAGGAGACUAUGAAGAUUUCUUGAUGACAUUACUUGGAGCAAGAAACUAAUGUUUGAACAAAAGUGUUUCAAAUGGGUGUGACAAAAUAAAAAUUGUGAAACCUUAAUUAUUCCAAACAUUAUAAUUUGAUGUAAUUGAUGAAUGUUUAUAUAUAUGUUUGUUGUUCCUCUUUCA